Molecule: messenger RNA, 809 nt
Organism: Agrilus planipennis (emerald ash borer)
Lineage: Eukaryota; Metazoa; Arthropoda; Insecta; Coleoptera; Buprestidae
Exons: 6
Coding region: 339-620 (93 amino acids)
Source: RefSeq, a predicted model, not a curated record
UGCUGACAUAUUGUAGUCGUUCGUCUUCGUGUUCGGUCUAGGAAAAUAAUCCUGGUUUUUAAAAACGGCUGAUACUGUUGGUUUACGCGUUAUUUUUAUCGUGAAUACGCGUCGGUUUUCGAGAUGAUUUGGAACCUGAUUUUCGUUUCAAUACUUGGAUUCAUUGGAUCAUAAUAUAUGUGGUUCCAGGUUAUACUGUAUAUAUUGGAUAGAAAUAUUUACUCUAAAAGUACCUAUAUGUCAAAUCGACUAAAGGGGUCAUCGAAACAAUUUAGAUAGAGAGUUUGGCUCUAGGUGCGGUUAAGGAGGAGGACGAAGAGGGAAAGGAAACAGCAAGAAUGGCACGCGACACAAAACAUAACCAUUACGAUGUUGGGAUAAUAGAUGAUUUUGGUCCUAAUACAAACGGGAUGUCAGUUCUCGAAAAGGGACUCUUCCUACAGAUGGUGUUUUCGACUACCGAAGAAAUUUUAACCGUGAAUACUAGAAGUUUACAUGGGACCUUAAGAGAAAACGGAAAAAAAAGGACAUCAAUAAAGAUGAAGAGCAACAUCGCCAGCAUCAAUUUUUUUCAAGGGACAUCGAGGCGUCAUCGUAAUCAUUGGCUUCGUGUUAAUUGAUGACCUUAUUACCACCCUUGACCAGCAGUGGUCAACGGAUUUUAUGAAUACAAUUUGUCAUUGACCUCAUGCCAGCUCUGAUUUCUUUUUCCCAAAAAAUUGAGAAACUGUAGGAAGGAGGAAGGAGGAACUGAAAAGGAGAUGUACCAUUACACCAGGGAGAAAUCACCUAAAUCUUCGAAUUAUAUU